UGCUCAUUCAUUCUACCGGUUUCUUCAAGUUAUAACGCAUCUCAUGGUAGCGCUAACCUCUGCACGCACAAGAGAUGCUGCUGCUGGUGCUGGGUGCCCUCCUCCUGCUCUUCUGCAGUCUGGAUGUGUGGUACUUCCUACGUGGGGCCCAGGUGUUUGUCGAAGCGUGGUUCCAACCCCGAAUAUGGGACAUUCUAGCUGAGCAAAGCAUUGAAGGCAUGGUCCUUCCCCAUGAUUUGGACUAUAUGGGCCACAUGAACAACUCCAGGUAUCUCAGGGAGUGUGACUUUGCACGCUUCCACCAUUACAUGCGGAACGGGCUGUUCAUGGCUUCUCGCAAACUCGGGGCCAAGAUGGUUGUAGGGGCCUCUACUAUACGAUACAGGCGCUCCCUGGCUUUCCGAGAGGCUUUUGAGAUUCGGACCAAAGUAAUCGGAUGGGAUGAGAAGGCUUUUUACUUGGAGCAGCGCUUUGUUUCCAAGAGGGAUGGGUUUGUCUCUGCAAUCAUGCUCUGCAGGCAGAAUGUGGUUCACUCCAGCCCGGAGACCAUCAUUGAAUACGUCUGCAAAAGAAAGAUCGAGUGCCCUGAGUUCCCAGAAGACCUCAAACUCUGGAUCAACUACAUCUCAGCCAGCAGCCAGGCCCUGAGAGCUGAAAGUGGACUUGAAGAGAAGAACAAGUGAAGCCGCACCAUGACGCCAUACAUCAUGAGU
This is a messenger RNA of Cheilinus undulatus (humphead wrasse), 713 nucleotides long. Its product is annotated as protein THEM6-like. NCBI's taxonomy places the organism in Eukaryota, Metazoa, Chordata, Actinopteri, Labriformes, Labridae. The transcript is spliced from 3 exons. The coding region runs from base 75 to 683 and encodes 202 amino acids. The record is from RefSeq and is a predicted model, not a curated record.